Messenger RNA from Pelodiscus sinensis (Chinese soft-shelled turtle), 2079 nucleotides. The record is from RefSeq and is a predicted model, not a curated record. NCBI's taxonomy places the organism in Eukaryota, Metazoa, Chordata, Testudines, Trionychidae.
GCAGUUGAGGGUUCCCGAAAACUUGGAAGGCAGAACACGAGCCAGGUUCUGAGGGCUGAUCACCCGAGGACCCCCUCCCGCUCACCGAAUCUACCGAAUCUUUUGCAGAGCAUAACGAAUAACGAAUAUGCUGUUGUCCCUUGUAUAUCUGAUAAAUCUUGUAACCAUGGAGAAACUGAGUAAUGCAAACACCCAGUUUGCUCUUGAGCUGUUUAGAAAGUUGAAUGAAACCAACCCAACAGGAAAUAUCUUCUUCUCUCCACUCAGUAUUUCUGCUGCCGUGGCCAUGGUCGUCUUAGGGGCAAGAGGUAACACAGAGACACAGCUGUUGAAGACCCUUCAUUUUGAUGUUGUGGAAGAGCUUCAUUCAAGAUUUCAGACCCUGACCUCUGACAUAAACAGAAGUGGAGCUCCCUAUCUGUUGAAGCUUGCCAAUCGGCUUUAUGGAGAGAAGACCUACAGUUUUUUAGAGGACUUCUUGACAAAGACUCAGAAAUUAUAUCGAGCUGAUUUGGCUACAGUUGAUUUUCUGCAUGCUUCAGAUGAAGCAAGGAAACAAAUUAACCAAUGGGUAGGGGAGCAAACUGAAGGUAAAAUCCCCAAACUGUUGUCUGAGAGCUCAGUGAAUAGUAUGACCAAACUAGUGUUGGUGAAUGCUAUUUAUUUCAAGGGAAGUUGGGCUGAGAAAUUUAAGGAAACAAACACGAAAGAAAUGCAAUUUCGAUUAAAUAAGAAAGAAAAAAAGCCUGUGCAAAUGAUGUAUCAGAAAGAAAAAUUCCCUUUUGGGUAUAUCUCAGAGCUGAAAUGCCGCAUGUUAGAGCUUCCUUAUGAUGGAAAAGAUCUUAGCAUGAUCAUCUUGUUACCCGAUGACAUUAAUGAUGACUCCACUGGGCUCCAGAAGCUAGAGAAGCAGCUCACCUUAGAAAAGCUUCAGGAAUGGACACAACCACAAAAUAUGCACCCCAUUGAUACUCAUGUGCAUCUGCCUAAAUUUAAGCUGGAAGACAGCUAUGACCUUAAAUCAGCGUUAACUGGUCUUGGCCUCCAGGAUAUAUUUGACUGUGGCAAGGCUGACUUGUCUGGAAUGUCAGGUGCACGAAACCUCUUUCUCUCCCAAAUUGUACACAAGUCUUUCAUAGACGUGAAUGAAGAAGGUACAGAAGCUGCAGCUGCCACUGCUGCCAUUGCUAAUUUCUGCAUGCUUAUGGAAGAGGAUUUUAAUGCUGACCACCCUUUCCUUUUCUUCAUUCGUCACAAACCAACACAAAGCAUACUCUUCUUUGGCAGAUAUGCUUCUCCAUAAAAGAGAAGACAGAGCUAUAGUUGAGAACCUGAUCCAGUUUCCUCUUCAUCCAGUCAGAACUUAUAAUUUAAAUUCUUACUAAUUUUCACUUAAAUUCUUCAUUUCACAAUAGAAUUACUCAGAUACCUUAGAUCCCUCCUGUGAUCCUUUGCCAAGUUCCUUAGCAUUGAUGUCUAUCUGUGCCUUAUGCAGUGACAUAGUUGAACUGCUAAUAAAAGUGAACCAGAAUUGAAUGCAGUACUUUGAGGCAGUGACUUGGGUAAGGAAAUCGCCUAAAGUAUGAAUAUCCCUCUUGUGUGAAUUUUGCUGUAUUCUUGUGAAAUGGCAGAGCCUUGAUGUAAUGCCCGUCUGUUGACUUUGAUCCAGUAAUUCAAUGUGAUUGCUCAGCAGGGUAAGUUUGCAAGGCUUUCCCUCUCUUACAACUGCUUCAUUUACAGGCCUUUGAACAAAUCAGAAGGCACUGAACAGCCUGCCCCUUCUGCCCAACAUUCCUCCCCGGGGGCCACAGGAGAGCCCCUCCCCGCAUACACGUGCGCGCACACACACAGAGUCCAGGGCCUGACAACAUCUGUCGCCAGCCUUAUGUUAAUGUCCUAUUGUUGCUUCCUGUUGGUAUUAUUAGUCUGCACAAUUUCAUGUAUAUUCUGCACACUUAUUUCUAUGUGUCAACUGUAUAACCUCCUGUGUAUUCUGUGAGCCUAAUUCUUUAUUCCUUUGUGACUCUUACCACAAGUUUUCCUUGGGUAUACAAAUAAAUGGUUUUAUUUUUAAAAACA